CUUAAAUUUACACUUUAACAAGAAGACUGACUAUCAGCAGAUCACUGUAUACCCUUCACCAACAAGUGGGAGAAGUCAUCAACUUAAAGAAUGAUGAUGAACCACACCAACCAAACAGAGGACGCCCUCCUCUCCUGCUACAGUCCUUCAGUUGUCGGCUAUCGCUACGUUGCUGUGCUGUGGGGAUGUGCUGUGACCAUCAUAGGUACGGUGGGGAACCUGAUGACCAUUCUAGCCUUCGCCAUAGAUCCUCAUCUAAGGACGCGUUUCAAUGUGCUCAUCGUCAACCUGGCUAUAGCUGAUCUCCUGUACUGCACCAUAGUGCAGCCCAGCUUAGUUGACUCCUAUCUACACCUCAGAUGGCGCACUGGUCAGCUGUACUGCAGAAUCUUCGGCCUGCUUCUCCUCCUCUUCAACUCUGUCUCCAUUAUCACCCUCUGUCUGAUAGCAGGAGGCAGAUAUCUCAUGGUCGCAAAGAGAGCUGUGUUUGACCGUGUCUUCUCUGACCUUGGUCUUUCAUUACUCAUCAUCUCAGCAUGGGCACUAGUCCUGGCCAGCAUUUGCCCACUAUGGCAUGGUUACGUGUUUGAGCCAAAGUUUUGUGUGUGCACCAUCACCCGGACAACGUACCAUCCUUACUCCCUCAUCCUGCUCAUUUUCUACUUUGUUGUUGGACUUGGAUGUGUUGGUAUAUUCUACCUCCUCAUCUACAGACGUGUCCGGAUUGCAUCACAAGCCUUACUUCGCUAUAGGUUCAGCCGCCGAUCCUCCAGGAAGAAACCAGCUUCUUCAGCACAAGACACCAAUGACAGUGGAGUGGAGAGCAGUGUGGUCAACACAUGUAGCUGUGAGAUGAGCAGCCAUGAAGAACGAGCCCCAACUAUACAUGAGAUCAAUUGCUCUGCCACUGCCGUAUCAGCAUCCAAGUCUCCCCCUGAAAUCGUCACUACACCACCUUCACCCACACCUGCUCCCACUAAUGCAGCCUCCUCGUCCAACUGCACAGCCUCGGGAGAUGAUAAGGAAAUGAGGCAUGUGACACACAUGUGUUUAGCUGUUUUUCUGUGUUUUGUGUUCUGCUUUGCCCCCUUCCUGUUAAUCCAUAUAGCCGACGAACAUAACCGUGCCCCACUGGUUCUGUACAUGUUCUUUGGAAACCUCACCUGGCUCAACAGCUGUAUCAACCCUGUGCUCUAUGCUGUCAUGAACAGCCGGUUUCGACGGGCCUACCAUGUGCUGCUCACCAGGGCUGCAGCACCAUUCACCUGCCUGUGGUCUUGGUGGUUGUCUCUCUGAGGACCUGACCUCCACGAAUUGAAAGAGACAGCUAAACAAAAAAAACAUGUUUUUCCUUUUACCUGUAGUACGAGUCUGUCUAUCGAGACUGGAAUGAAUGUACUCCUUGGCGUGUGACAAGGGCCAUCUAGUUCAGAUAUCAACACUCUGCAACUCACAUUGAAACAAACAAUCUCGAUGGAUAAAUAGCACUACAGGUAAGCAGAAAAAUAAUAUUUCUGUACAAAUGCCAUUUUCAUUCAGCCAUUGUCAACUCUUUGUUUGUCUGGUGAUUAAUUUAAAAGGUAGAGAUUAGGAAGAAUGGAGAAAUAGGAGAAGGAACCUGACAGCUUUUGCCUUCAACUGACCACUGAUGUAAGGUGUCAAGUCAUAAACCAAACACAAAAAUUUCAUCAAGCUUAAUUUGAGAAGUUAUAAAACAUGUGUCCUUCAAAAUUCAUGUAAAUAGUUUGAAAUUACUGUAUAUGAAGGUAGGUCUGGUAAGUUUUUGCAACAAAUACAGCAAAUACUAGUUUUACACUUGGCUGAUACACAAUAAUAUUAUGACGUUAACUAUUAAUUAAGGUGUUACAUAGCUAAUGAUACUAAAGAUUAAGGUUAUAUUUACAGUUUUUCCACUGAAGUCAAGCUGCAAAAACUGGACUUGGAUCCCAUUCAUCUGACCUGUAUAAUUACAAGCAAUAAGGAACCAAACUGUGAUGCAUCACUGCCCCACAGUGGUGAGAAUGGGGUGUUAGCUACAUAAUAUGAGCGGGUGAAGAUGUGUAAACUAGCCAGAACAAGUCCGGGUAUAAGAGUCAACUCUCAAAGACCCAGUGUGAAUUCCUGAACUAAGCAAUCCUUAGAAGGACCUUUAUCUUUUAUCAUACUAACAAUUAUGAAGGACAUUUUAAAGUGAUUUUAUAUGCUUCUACAUUUGCCAUCUCUUCAUCACCUACUUUAUGAAAAUCAUCAUGUUUUCUAUUACAUUGGAAGAGGAAUUAAUAAAUAUAUUUCUGUCAAGCACCUCCAAUCUGCAACACAGAAUCUGAAUCUGCCUCAAAACCCUAUUUUCAUGUUUUGAAUAUUAAUUUCUGUAAUGGUUCAUAUCAUAAGCAAAGCAUUACUGUGAACAGAGAAUGUUAAUUGUCUUAAUAUGUUGGACAUAGAAGCUGCAUACACUUCAGUUCUCUGCUUGGGAUUAAAUUCAGUAGUAGAAACUUUAGUAGUUCUGCAUUUGCUGAUAUUUCCACACUUGGGCCUGUACGUAAUGGUCUAUUUUUACUCCCGUGCAACAGGCAGGAAGUGUAUGUGGAACAGCAAAAGGUUCAAUUAUCACACUGUUUUAAAGCAUUUAGUCACAUGCGCCCAUCACUAAUUCAUUAUCACAGUUGCAGUAACUGAGGUAAGAAGAAGUAAUUGGAGCCACUGGAGUUAGUCUGUUUGGACAUCUAUAUUUUGUUUCAAACUUGAGAGGUAGUUUAAUGAACAUUAAUCAUCCUGAAAUUGGAAUAAAAACUGAAUUCAUGUUUUUGUUGAUAUAUGUAAUUAUUAUGAAAUCAAAGUGAUUACAGUUGGUGUUGUCAUUGAAACAGUAUAUGCAGUUACAUUUCUUUUGGAGUGAGCCUUUUAAAAAAUAUAUAAAGGGAAAACUGUAAAUGUGUUGCUGUUUUGAAAAAAGCAAUGGAAAGUUCAGAUUUUGCUUCAUCCUCACACAUAUACCUUUUUUGAGGAAAUGGACAAUGAAGCAUUUCUUUAAGCACUUCUGUAACCUAUUCUU
Molecule: messenger RNA, 3055 nt
Organism: Acanthopagrus latus (yellowfin seabream)
Lineage: Eukaryota; Metazoa; Chordata; Actinopteri; Spariformes; Sparidae
Product: G-protein coupled receptor 84-like
Exons: 2
Coding region: 91-1296 (401 amino acids)
Biological process (GO): neuropeptide signaling pathway
Cellular component (GO): membrane
Molecular function (GO): urotensin II receptor activity
Source: RefSeq, a predicted model, not a curated record